CGGGAUCCAUUACCCGAUUGGCGAUUCGUCAUGGUAGCCACCUUUGGUAUUCACUUCAGCUCGCGUAAGUUGAAGAUGAACUUGUGAUUCUUGAAUCAUUCGUUUGGUGCGGCUCCAGAUUGUUUCCCUAAAGAGCAUAAACAUCAUAGUUCGAUGAUGAGAAGAAACUGAGAGAAAAGCAGGGAAAAUGAGUAUAGUGCCUAAGGAGACAAUCGAGGUCAUAGCGCAAACCAUCGGAAUCAAUAACUUAUCUCAAGAUGCAGCUCUUGCUCUUGCUCCCGAUGUCGAAUAUCGCCUGCGCGAGAUUAUGCAGGAGGCAAUCAAAAGUAUGCGUCACUCAAGGAGAACGAUUUUAACUGCUGAUGAUGUUGAUGGUGCACUUAAUUUGAAGAACGUCGAGCCAUUAUAUGGCUUUGCAGCUGGUGGACCUUUGCAGUUUAAAAGAGCUAUUGGUCACAGGGAUUUGUUUUACAUUGAUGACAAGGAUGUGGACUUUAAGGAUGUAAUUGAAGCUCCUUUACCAAAAGCACCACUUGAUACUUCAGUUCUUUGCCACUGGCUGGCUAUUGAAGGUGUACAACCUGCCAUCCCAGAAAAUGCACCAUUAGAAGCAAUUGCAGCUCCUUCUGAGGGCAAAAGGCAGGAACAAAAAGAUGAGCUUCCAGUUGAUAUCAAAUUACCAGUCAAGCAUGUACUGUCUAGGGAGCUGCAGCUAUAUUUUGAUAAGAUCACAGAGCUUACUCUGAGUAGGUCGGAUUCAGUUAUUUUCAAAGAAGCGUUAGUGAGUUUGGCCACUGACUCUGGACUUCAUCCAUUAGUUCCUUAUUUCACAUAUUUUAUUGCAGAUGAGGUUUCUCGUGGUUUGCAUGAUUACAACCUUCUCUUUGCUUUGAUGCGUCUUGUUCACAGUCUUCUUCAGAAUCCUCACAUACACAUAGAACCUUAUCUACACCAACUGAUGCCGUCCGUCGUGACCUGCCUUGUUGCGAAAAGGUUGGGAAAUAGGCUGGCAGACAACCACUGGGAACUAAGAGAUUUCACAGCUAAUCUUGUUGCAUUGAUAUGUAAAAGAUUCGGGCAUAUUUAUAACAGUCUUCAGACCCGUUUGACAAAGACUCUGCUGAAUGCAUUUCUAGACCCAAGGCGGGCAUUGACACAACACUAUGGUGCAAUUCAAGGAUUAGCCGCCCUAGGACCCAAUGUGGUUCGCCUUCUUAUUGUGCCAAAUCUGGAGCCAUACAUCAAACUUCUUGAACCAGAGAUGCUCCUUGAGAAGCAAAAGAAUGAGAUGAAGAGGCACGAAGCUUGGCGUGUUUAUGGGGCCUUAUUGCGUGCAGCAGGCCAAUGCAUAUACGAUCGCCUUAAGAUGUUCCCACCUCUGCCCUCACCUCUGGCCAGUGCUGUAUGGAGGUCUAAUGAAAAAGUUGCUACAACAGUUCCGAAGAAACGUAAAGCAAGCAUUGAUCUCUUAGAGCAACCGCCGUUGAAGAGGAUAGCAACUGAUGGCCCAGUUGGUGAUGUUUCAACCAGCUCUUCUCCAUCUCAGAUGGCAGGAGAAGAAAUGGUUCCAGCUGUUUUGGGUAAUUCCAAUGCUGGGCCAUCGACAUCUGCAGGUCAAACACCUAAUGAUAGUGAAUCAGGUCGCAAAGGUGGAAGAGACAAGGUCGAUAGUCGAGCUCGGAAGAGGGCCAUCCUCACUCAGGUUUGGAAUGAUGACUUGAAUUCCGGGAACCUCCUGGUAUCCCUAUUUGAGCUGUUUGGAGAGGACAUCCUCCCCUUCAUUCCUGCUCCUGAGAUGUCUCUGUUUUUGUGAUUGAUAGUUUAAUGUAUAGUAUAAUCCCGCGGAUAUUAUGGCCGAUGAACUGAGAAACGUAGCUUUUAUCAGAUAUCAUUUAUACUGAUAACAGAACAGUUAUUCAUUUAUUUUGCUUGGUAGACAUUA
This is a messenger RNA of Tripterygium wilfordii, 1942 nucleotides long. Its product is annotated as transcription initiation factor TFIID subunit 6. Gene Ontology annotation, cellular component: SLIK (SAGA-like) complex; transcription factor TFIID complex; SAGA complex. Lineage: Eukaryota; Viridiplantae; Streptophyta; Magnoliopsida; Celastrales; Celastraceae. Gene Ontology annotation, molecular function: protein heterodimerization activity; transcription coactivator activity; RNA polymerase II general transcription initiation factor activity. Gene Ontology annotation, biological process: RNA polymerase II preinitiation complex assembly; transcription initiation at RNA polymerase II promoter. The coding region runs from base 188 to 1813 and encodes 541 amino acids. The transcript is spliced from 12 exons. The record is from RefSeq and is a predicted model, not a curated record.